Molecule: messenger RNA, 153 nt
Organism: Mytilinidion resinicola
Lineage: Eukaryota; Fungi; Ascomycota; Dothideomycetes; Mytilinidiales; Mytilinidiaceae
Exons: 2
Coding region: 1-153 (50 amino acids)
Source: RefSeq, a predicted model, not a curated record
AUGUAUUCUAUUCGGCCUCUCGGAUACCAGGACACGAAAAAGGAGGUACACGCGUUGUUAACGCAUAGGAAGACGUAUACUGCAGUAGCAGCAGCAGCAGCAGCAGUAGCAGGCACAAUACUAUUAGCUAUGCUAAGCGGUAUAGCUGCGUAA